Colletotrichum paranaense is the source of this 1638-nucleotide messenger RNA. RefSeq lists its product as uncharacterized. The record is from RefSeq and is a predicted model, not a curated record. Gene Ontology annotation, cellular component: membrane. The coding region runs from base 1 to 1638 and encodes 545 amino acids. Gene Ontology annotation, biological process: carbohydrate transport; transmembrane transport. The transcript is spliced from 11 exons. Gene Ontology annotation, molecular function: carbohydrate:proton symporter activity. NCBI's taxonomy places the organism in Eukaryota, Fungi, Ascomycota, Sordariomycetes, Glomerellales, Glomerellaceae.
AUGGCUGAGCCAACGAAACGGACCUAUUCCGGCGACGACGAGAAGCGGGACCUCGCCAGCAGCGAUGUCAUGGAAGACGCGCCUCCCACUGUAGUGGCAGCCGUUGCUGCACACGAGAUCGCGCACGAGGUGGAAGAUGGCAAAUACUCCCCGUGGACGAAAUCCAUGUUCAACCUCUAUGGGGUGCUGUUUGUGGCGUAUUGCUGCGGUGCCCUCAACGGAUAUGAUGGAUCACUCAUGGGAUCGCUCAACGGAAUGACAUCCUACCAACGAACUUUUGAUAUGAAGACCUCGGGCUCUUCGACCGGCAUCGUGUUCAUGAUGUACAAUGUCGGAUCGGUCUGUGCCAUCCUCUUCACGGGACCCGUCAAUGACCUUCUUGGCCGACGCUGGGGCAUGUUUACCGGCGCUUUGCUCAUCAUUAUCGGCACUUGCAUCCAGGCUACUGCAAACCACAUCCCUCAGUUCUUAGGUGGACGUUUCGUUUUGGGCUUUGGCGUGUCAUUUUGUUGUGUCUCUGCUCCAACCUACGUGAGCGAGCUUGCUCACCCUAAGUGGAGAGGUACCCUGACUGGAUUGUAUAACUGCAUGUGGCCUGUGGGAGCUUUCAUUGCAGGCUGGGUUGCCUAUGGCGCUUCUUUCAUCCCCGGAGACGGCGGCUGGCGUCUUCCCGUCUGGUGUCAACUGGUCACAUCCGGAAUCGUUGUCGCUUUUGUGUUCUUCUUGCCAGAAAGUCCCAGAUGGCUUGUAGCCAACGACCGACAUGAAGAGGCAGCAAAGAUCCUGACUCAGCUCCACGGUGAAAAAGAUCCCAACCAUCCGAUUGUGCAAUUGCAGAUGAAGGAAAUGAUGGCCCAAAUCUCGAACGAGGCUAGUGAUAAGAAGUGGUGGGAUUACCACGAGUUGUGGAACACCCACUCCGCUCGGAGAAGACUGAUUUGCGUCUUGGGUAUGGCCAUCAUGGGACAGGCUUCCGGAAAUUCUCUGUCCAGCUACUAUCUCGUGACAAUGAUGAACACAGCCGGAAUCACCGACGAAAAGAAGGUCCUAGCCCUCAACGCAGUUAACAGCAUUCUCGGCCUUCUUGGUAGUGUUAUCGGCGCCCGCCUAACCGACCGCGUAGGCCGACGACCUUUGCUCAUCUACAGCAUUCUUUUCUGCUCCGUCACUUUCGCCGUUAUCACCGGUACAUCCAAGAUGGCCGUCGAUGACCCGAGCAACACCAACGCUGCCAAUACCACCAUCGCCUUCGUCUUCCUGUUUGGUGUCGUAUUUUCUCUGGGCUGGACAGCUCAGCAGAGCAUGUACAUUGCCGAGACUCUCAGCACCUCCACUCGUGCCAAAGGAACUGCGGUCGGCAAUUUCGCCUCCUCGGCUAUCUCGCUGGUGCUUGCUUACAGUUCUGGCCCUGCAUUUGAGAAGAUUGGCUACUACUUUUACCUUGUCUUCGUCUUUUGGGAUAUCUUAGAGGCAAUCUUCAUCUACUUCUUCUUCCCGGAGACUAACCACAGAACGCUGGAAGAGCUUGAGGAGGUGUUUUCCGCGCCUAACCCCGUCAAGAAGAGUUUGGAGCCUCGUUCCGCAUCAACCGUGUUGGAGACUAUGAAGGUUCCUAAUGAGAAGUUUGUAGAGGCCUAA